This is a messenger RNA of Syzygium oleosum, 2161 nucleotides long. Its product is annotated as receptor-like cytoplasmic kinase 176. Gene Ontology annotation, biological process: protein phosphorylation. Gene Ontology annotation, molecular function: ATP binding; protein kinase activity. Lineage: Eukaryota; Viridiplantae; Streptophyta; Magnoliopsida; Myrtales; Myrtaceae. The transcript is spliced from 6 exons. Bases 533 to 1768 code for a protein of 411 amino acids. The record is from RefSeq and is a predicted model, not a curated record.
UCUCUCUCUCUCUCUUAAUUGUUCCAAAGUCAACCUGUACACUCUUGCAUUCACAAUUGAAGUUCUUUUCUCGUUCUUCUGGUUUUGUCUCUUUUGUGGUUGGGGUUGUGGGUAGGCGGGGAACUUCCCAAGGACAAAGUGACGAAGCAGCAAAAACCGAUUUCAACUUUGUCCGCUGCUGGUUGGAUGCUUUCAAUUGGGUCAAAGCAUUCAAUUGGGCAGUUGCGUUCCUGGGUGACAGCUUCUCUUGAAUCACAAAGCCCGCCCAAAGCUUUCACAUUGUAGACGAUAGACGUCCUCUCUUUCUUUGUUUCUUUCACGGGCUUUGCUUGUUUCCAACCAGAGCUCUCUUUCUUUGUUUUUUCACCCCCCCUUUGGCCUUUUUUUUCUCUCCCUUUAUAGUUGUUUCCGAAAUUGGGGAGCUUUUUACCGUUCUUGUUCUCUCCUAUCUCUUCAUCUCUGUCUGAAGAAGUGGUGGAUGAGAGAAUAGGGGAGAUUGAAAUCUGGGUCUGUGUUUUCUUGAUUUCUAGUGAUGGGUCCUUGCUUGAGUUCGCAAAUCAAAGCCGAGAGUCCUCUUCAUAUAGGGGUGAAUUUUUUUAAUCGUGGAGAAGGAAACGAUUCAAGUGAUGCGAGCAGCAAGGCCUCCUCUCUUUCCGUACCUCAAACCCCUCGAACGGAGGGUGAGAUAUUGCAGUCGUCCAAUCUAAAGAGCUUCACCUUUAAUGAUCUCAAGACGGCGACGAGGAAUUUCCGUCCGGACAGUGUGUUGGGUGAAGGGGGGUUUGGUUGUGUUUUCAAAGGGUGGAUUGAUGAGCAGACUUUUACGGCUGCUAGGCCUGGAACUGGCUUGGUGAUCGCGGUAAAGCGGCUUAACCAAGAGGGAUUUCAAGGUCACAAGGAGUGGUUGGUGAGUGCGGAAAUCAACUACUUGGGCCAGCUGUAUCAUCCUAAUCUUGUGAGGUUGGUCGGUUUCUGCUUUGAGGAUGAGCAUCGCCUUCUCGUAUACGAAUUCAUGCCUCGGGGAAGCUUGGAGCAUCACUUGUUUAGGAGGAGUUCCUAUCAUCAUCCGCUUUCUUGGAAACUGCGUAUCAAGGUUGCUCUCGGUGCUGCUAAGGGACUUGCAUUCCUCCACAGCGACAAAGUGAAAGUUAUUUACCGAGACUUCAAAACUUCCAACAUCUUGCUGGAUGCGAACUUUGACGCUAAACUGUCAGAUUUUGGAUUGGCCAAGGAUGGGCCGACAGGGGGUAAGAGCCACGUCUCUACAAGAAUCAUGGGUACUUAUGGAUAUGCUGCUCCAGAGUACAUGGCCACAGGGCAUUUGACGGCAAAAAGCGACGUGUACAGUUUUGGGGUUGUCCUUCUCGAAAUGUUGUCUGGUCGACGGGUAGUGGACAAAAACAGACCAUCCGGAGAGCAGAAUCUCAUAGAAUGGGCGAAACCUUAUCUCUCGAGCAAGCGCAAGAUUAUCCAUGUCAUGGAUACUCGUAUUCGGAGCCAGUACUCAUUGGGUGGAGCGCUGAAAGCAGCAACUGUUGCAAUCAAAUGCCUCUCGCUGGAGCCCAAGUCCAGGCCCAACAUGAAGGAGGUGGUGAGAGCUCUGGAGCAACUCCAAGACUCGGAAGAGACCGCAAUGAACGAAGCCCUACAGAACGCCAACAGAAACACGAAUGUCGGUCCCAAGUACCGCCGAAGAAGUGCCAACGACAUCAGCGACGUGAAACCUGCCAUAUAUCCCCGGCCAUCUCUUUCUCCUGUUCAUUCUUGAGCAGACUCGGCAAACUUAUUUUCUUUUCCACGUGCACUGAUUCGGAGCUACAACUCAACUGAUGGUACGGACUCUCACACGCAUAUAUUGCAUUCUGUUCGUUGCUGUACAGCUGCUGCUAGUGCUUUUGGUUUCGCAUCGACGAUUAUAGCAGCAUUCCCAGGGAGGGAUGGAAAGCACGGAGAUUCAAGCCAGAGCGGCUACAUUCGGAUGGCUGUUUUUCCAUGGCUGACGAGCAUACUACUAGGCCUUUGUUUGUUGUCAUUUUAUAAUGUAUCGGUCCUCAUCUGUCGUAACAUAUUCAUUAAAUUCCCCCAUUGCGGGUGUAAUCUCCUCUUAUCUGUGUACAGAGUCCUUGUACUCCAUAAUCUUGAAUGCCCUGAUCACUUUGUA